This is a messenger RNA of Guillardia theta CCMP2712, 240 nucleotides long. RefSeq lists its product as hypothetical. Lineage: Eukaryota; Cryptophyceae; Pyrenomonadales; Geminigeraceae. The transcript has 2 exons. The record is from RefSeq and is a predicted model, not a curated record. The annotation marks the transcript as partial.
UUGGGGCCGUUUAUAUUUCGUUGUCAGAGAACGAAAGUUAGGGGAUCGAAGACGAUCAGAUACCGUCGUAGUCUUAACCAUAAACUAUGCCGACUAGGGAUCAGUGGAUGUCAAUUUGCGACGCCAUUGGCACCUUGUGAGAAAUCAAAGUUUUUGGGUUCCGGGGGGAGUAUGGUCGCAAGGCUGAAACUUAAAGGAAUUGACGGAAGGGCACCACCAGGAGUGGAGCCUGCGGCUUAA